GAUGGGGGAGGGGCUGGGCUGGGCGGUGCUGGCGCUGGCGGCCAUCGGGAGCUGCGGGGUCAAAGGCUCCGCCCCCUUGGCCCCGCCCUUCCUGGAGGAGCCGGCCAAUCAGAGCGUGGCACUGGGUGAGGAGGCGGAGCUUCGCUGCCGGGUCCGGGUGGGCGUGGCCGUGCAGUGGUCGAGGGGCGGGCUCAUGCUCGGGGCCACGCCCACCCGGGCUCACCCUCGCUACCGAUUGGUCGGAGACCCUGAGAAAGGCGAGCGGCACCUGCGGAUCCGCCCGGUGACGCUCGAGGACGACGACGUGUUCAGCUGCCAGGCGGGGGAGGGGAGCGAGAGCCGGGCGUCGCUGCCGGCGCAGCUCAGCGUGAUGGUCCCUCCCAGUUCGCCCCAGCUGGAGCUGCUGGAGGGGGCGGAGCUUCCUUUGAUGGGCGGGGCCGAGGUUCGGGUUCGCUGCCACGCCCACGACGCGCGCCCCGCCCCCACCCUGGAGCUGCGCCUGGGGGAGGAGCCCCUGGCCGACGUCUCCCAGCGAGUGUUCGAGGGAUCCCACCCGAAACUGAGCUCGGGCGAGGCCACGGCCAGGCUGGUUCCCGUCCCGGCUCUCCAGGGGCUCCUCCUGCUCUGCUCGGCCUCGAACGCGGCCGGGCCGGCUCCGGACACGGCGGCCAUGAGGCUGGACAUUGCUGUCCCGCCCAGUGCUCCCAGUAUCGCGGGGCUCCCGCCGCUGGCGCGCGCGGGGGAGGAGCUGCGCCUGCGCUGUGAGAGCCGCGGGGGGCGGCCCCCGCCCAGCCUGCACUGGGACAAGGAUGGGCUGCCCCUGGCGGGGGCGUGGUCAGAGGACGAAGGGGGCGUGGCCACGUCGCGGCUCGUGUUCCGCCCCGCCCCCGAGGACGAUGGCGCCGUCUUGCGGUGCCGCGCCGUGACGUCACUGCCGGGGGGCGGGGCCAGCGCCAGCGUCACGCUGCGAGUGGCGUACGGCCCCUCGGAGCUGGCGGUGCUGGGCUCGGGGGCGGUGCCCGAGGGGGGGGAGGCGGAGCUGAGCUGCACCAGUGCUCCCAGUAACCCCCCAGUACGGCUGCGCUGGUGGCUGGGGGGGGCGCGGCUGAGCCCCAGCAGCGAGGGACAGACACCGGGGGGCGGGGCCUAUUCCAACGUGACGCUGCGGGGGCGGGGCCAGGACCACGGGGCCGCCCUGGUGUGCGAGGCCGAGACCCCCGGGGUGGGGACCAAGAGUGUGAGCGUGACGGUCAGCGUGAGCCACCCGCCCCAGGAUCUCUGGGUCGAGGCCCCGCCCCCCAACACCACCUUCCGGGUGGGGGAGGGGCUGCGGCUGCUGUGCCACGCGCGGGGGGGGCACCCGGCCCCCAAACUCACCUGGACCAAGGACGGCCGCCCCCUCUCGGAAGCCCCGCCCCAAAGCCGCUCCGGCCACGUGACCUCCCGCGCGCUGCACGUGACCCUCGCGCCCAGCGACAACGGCGCCAACUUCCGGUGCGAGGCCGCGCCCGUCCGCCAGGGGGCGCCGCCCACCCGCAGCGCCCCCGUGCGCAUGCGCGUCCUCUUUCCAGCCCAGUCCGUUUCCAUCUCGGUGUCCCCGCGGGAGCCCCGCCCAGGCCACGCCCUCACGGUCACGUGCCGCGCUGGCCCCGCCCACCCGGCCCCGGAGCUCACCUGGAUCCGGCCCGGCCACGCCCCGGACCCGGGGCUGCCCCUCCCCCCCAGCCCCGCCCCCCACGGCGGGGUCACGGCGGGGUCACGGCUGCUCCUGCAGGGGGCGCUCGAGCUCCACGAUCAGCCAAUCACGUGCCGGGCCUGGAGCGCGCGGCUGGGCGUGGCCGUAAGCUCCGCCCACGUCCUGCGCAUGCGCCACGCCCCCGUGGUGAGCGCGGGCCCCUCCCCCGUGGUGGUUCCGGAAGGUUCCGAGGCCGUGCUGGGGCUGUCGGUGCGAGCCCAUCCCCCUCCCGAGGGCUGCGCCUGGAGCACCGCGGGGCGCGGCAUCAACCCAGAGGGCUCCCCGCGCUUCCGGCUGUCGCCGGGGGGCGCUCUCGUCAUCGCCAACGUCACGCGCGGCGACAGCGCCGCCUACCGGGUGUGGUGCGUCAACGCCGAGGGCGGGGCCGGCGCUGACGUCACGCUGCUGGUGCAGGUGCCCCCCAGCAUCGUCAGCGCCCCCGACCCGGUGGUGGUGGACGAGGGGGGGGAGGGGCAGCUGCUGUGCGAGGCCCGGGGCAGCCCCCUCCCCCCGGGCAGCGUCACGUGGGCACGGCUGCUCUUUCCGGGGCUGCUUUUGGGCCGUUUUGCCUCAAUUCCAGCCCCGUUUUUGCCCCCCCAGGGUGACUCGGGGUCCCCCCUGGCUCUGCCCCCGGGGCUGGAGCCGCUGCCGGGGGGUCCCGGGGGGGCCCUGAGGGUCUCGGGGGCGCGGAGGGACCUGGGGGGUCCCUACGAGUGCCGGGUGGACUCGGGGGUCCCGCCCCCCGCCCGCGCCAUCGUCCGGCUGCUCGUCAGAUAUGGUCCCGAGAUGGAGGCGGAGCCUGACGAGGGGGCGGGGCCGGGGGUGGUGCUGGUGCCCGAGGGGGCGGAGUCAGCGACGCUGCGGUGCCGGGCCCGGGGAGUGCCGGGGGUGGAGCUAAACUGGGAGAGCAAUGGGCGGAGCCUGAGAGCUGGGGAGCCCGGUUCGCCGUUCCAGCAGCUCCAGUGGCGCGAGGGGCCCUGGACCAGCUCCCAGCUCAGCGUCACCAACGUCACCGGGGCCCGGGCGCGCCUGCGCCGCCUCUUCCUCCUGUCCCACCAGUCCCACCAGUCCCACCAGUCCCACCAGUACCCCCGGCCCCGCUACCGCUACCACAACGUGCCCCCGGCGCCGCCGGACUGGGAGCACUGGGAGCACUGGGAGCACUGGGAGGGCACCAACGGCACCCUGGGCGUCUUCGACUGCGUGGGCACCAACGAGAGGGGAACGGCCCGGAGGAGGCUGAGGCUGCAGAUGGGGGACCGUCCGGACCCCCCCCGUUCCCUGCGGCUCUCGGGGCUCUCGGGAACCUCCCUGAGCCUGGAAUGGGAGCCGGGCUGGGACGGGGGCCUGGCCCAGCACUUCCUGCUCCGCGCUGACGGCCCGGACGCCCCUCCCCCACCCGCCCACCUCGUCACUUCCGGUUUUUCCCUCACGCUGGGCGGGCUUCAGCCGGACACGCCCUAUGACGUCACCGUGCGCGCCCGCAACGCCCGCGGGGAGAGCGCCCCCGUGCGGCUGAGAGCCGUCACUUCCGCCAUUCCCGAGGCUCCGCCCCCGGUGUGGGCGGGGCCUGAGGCGCCCCCUGGCGGGGGGGAGGACCCGGAAGUUCCCGUCCUGCAGGGGGCGCUCGGCGCCAUGGCCGGGACCCUGCUGGCCGCCGUGGGGGCGGGGCUUGGCUGCUGCUACUUCCGGUGGGGGCGGGGCCAGCGGCAGCGAGCGGGGACGGAGGAGGGGGAGGAGACGCCCAGCCCUGAAGGCUCCUGGGCCCCGCCCAGCCUUGGCUCCGUCCCCCUGGAGCCCCCCAAAGGGGCGGAGCCUCACCUGUACGAGGAGGUGGAGCCGUGGGGGGGCUACGAGGAGGUGCCCCCGGAGCCGCUCGUGACCCCCCAGGGGGAGCUGGUCUGAGGGGGCGGGGCCUCGGUGGGGCCACGCCCACAAAUAGACCACGCCUACAAAUAAACCACACCCGUUCCCAG
Messenger RNA from Zonotrichia leucophrys gambelii, 3711 nucleotides. RefSeq names its product nephrin-like. Lineage: Eukaryota; Metazoa; Chordata; Aves; Passeriformes; Passerellidae. Gene Ontology annotation, biological process: cell-cell adhesion. The transcript has 27 exons. Gene Ontology annotation, molecular function: cell adhesion molecule binding. Gene Ontology annotation, cellular component: cell-cell junction; plasma membrane. The record is from RefSeq and is a predicted model, not a curated record. Bases 2 to 3640 code for a protein of 1212 amino acids.